Messenger RNA from Clonostachys byssicola, 726 nucleotides. The record is from the annotation of a GenBank genome assembly. Lineage: Eukaryota; Fungi; Ascomycota; Sordariomycetes; Hypocreales; Bionectriaceae.
AUGGCUUCAGGUAGAUUCACCCUAAUCGAUAUUCCGACCAAGGAACCGCGAAAGUGCUGGUCUUUGAAUCCAUGGAAAACUCGGAUGCUUUUACACUAUAAAUCGAUUGAUUACGAGACAGAAUGGGUCGAAUACCCACAUCUCCAGGCACGACUUGAGCCAUUUGUUGCCCCAAAUGCCAGUGGACACAAAUUCAGCAGUCCAGCUCUUAAGCUACCGAAUGGAACUUAUCUCAUGGACUCUUACGUCAUUGCCGAAGCCAUUGAGAGAAGCCAUACAACACCAAGUCUUCAUCUUGGCAACCCUCUCCAGCAGCCGCUCCUUGAUGCACUUCAUAAGCUGGACGUGGUUCUAGAGCCAGUUUAUAAAACUAGAGUCCCUAAGGUGUAUUUGAGUGAGAUCAGCAGAGAAUACUUCGAAAGGACGAGAUUCGAGCGCGUCGGCACGUCUCUUGAACGAUUCGAAAAAGAAAAUCCCCUAAACCUGGUAUUCAAGAAGCUUGCUCCCAUUUUUAGAGAGCUGAAUGAUAUUGUUAAGAAAAACCAGGGGCCAUUCAUCUUAGGCGAGGAAGUGAGCUACGCUGACUUUAUUCUCGGUGGUUGGUUGCUUUUUUUCAAGGGCAUGGGCGAUGACGUUUGGGAUGGCCUUUUGGAGAGCUCUGGUGAACAGAAGUUGUAUGAGGGUGUUUUACAGGCGCUGAGCUCCUGGACCAAAAGGGACAACUAA